AGCAGGCCUUGCAAGACAAUCACCUUUUUUGACAUUUCAUAAAGUUCAGCCGACUAGAGCGGAUCACCAAGGAUCGCCGAAGAAAUUUCCCGUAAAUCGUUUUAUUUUUUACCGAAGCAAUGAAUCCCGAAUUUCAAGAAAUUGUUUCGCCUAGACAGCUACAGCGAAGUCCUUUGCGUGAUGCCAGUGCCCAUUAUGGGCCUCAAAAUUACAGUCAAACGAGCAGGAUUCGCCCACCAGGCACGAUCGGGUCAACGAGUAGGAUUCCGCCACCAAUGGGACAAAGGCAUGUAGCUCAAACCCCAAGUGUACGACCGCCAAGCAUGAUAAGGCCACCCGGUGGAGGUCAGUUCCAAACUCCGCAAACCGUUCAAAGGCCCUCUCAAAUAAGGCUCCCUUCGGGUCUAAAAGCGCCCGGAUUUUUCAGGCCUUCGGUGCAAAGUACACCCUUAGGACCGUCUACUAGCUCGCAGAAAGUCAUUCCUUUGCCUGGUUCCGCAAACGCGCUUGCGCAAGCUCCAAAACCUUCGCGGAUACCAGCACCUCCCAUCGGCUCAUCGGGUAUUCCGACUCCAUCAGUAUCACGUGUUCCAUCUACGUCAUUGCUGCCAAAACCAAGUUUUACCCGAUCCCAGUCACAAUCACGAAUAAUUCCUCCGUCAAGAACAGUCCUGCCACGAACUUCAACUCCACAACGAACGUCCAUUCCUGCACAGGGCAGACGUCCAGGCUCGGCGCCAUCUACUGCUGGUCCUUCCAGGGUUCGUCCCACUACAGCACCUACAACGCCUCGUGUGGUUCGUGAAGCGGUACCUUCCACUCCCGUUCGACGACCUAAAGUGCAACUUCCGAGAACAGCUGCCAAGAAACGUAUUGCCACUGAAGAUGCUAACGCCGAAGUUUACAGCAUUGCCGGCCGAGAAGUGGAGUUCGUGGACUAUGUUCCUUCUCCAGAAGAUGAACCAGCGGUUCGACCUAGCCGGCGAGGCCCAGCUGCACGACCGGGAGCAGUACGAAUUGCGAAGGGUAUCGUUACAAAGCCAUCAGGUCGAGGACAGAUUGCCGCUGAACCUAAAACUCCAGUAGCAGCUGGAAGAGCCAGGAUAAAUCUCCCAAGGACGGCAGCAAAGCAACGCAUAACAAGUGAAGACACAGAAGGUGAAGUUUUCAACAUCGGUGGCCGCGUUGUGGAGUUUGUUGACUAUGUCCCAACUCCGGAAGAACAACCUCCUCCGGAGCCAGUUAGAAGACCUGUUGUGCGUCGAGGCGGAGCUCGCAUCAAAAUGCCUGAAAAGCCCAGUGAUAAACCCGAUGGCGCCUCGCCAGUUGUCGAAGCCAAGCAAGCCGUACAAAAGUCCAGAAAAAUCCACGAAUUUCCAGAUGAACCUUCCGUUGCCGCUGCCAAGGAGUUUGCUUCGCAGAUAGAUGCCGACAUACAACGAUUCCGACAAAUGGGCGCCGAUCUGACAGAUCUCAAGCAAAGAAAAUCUGCUGUUCUGUCCAAAAUCAAGAGCAUGUAUGACCAGGACAAAGCUGAGGAUCACGAUGUUCCCGCCAUUCCCGAUGUUGAAGGCUUCAGGGCAAAAUACGGCGUUACCCAGAGUCCAAAGAUGCGGCAACUCCUGGAGGUGACUACCGACUGGAACCGAACCAUAUUAGAUGACCAAGAGUUUGCCGAAAGUUUAGCGCAAGUGCGACCAUUCGAGCCACAACAAAAACCCAAGCUAACUACGGUAUUGCAGAGCCUGGUGGAGUCACCAGACAGACCCGAUCAAGUCGUGCAAAGACGUUCAGAAAUGGAACUCGCUAGACAAGAACGAAUAGAUAACUACCGACAGCGAAUAGAGGCGGCCAAGGAAUACCGACGAAUACUGGAAGAACGAAGGAAAAAUCUUCCAAGUCGGCGGCCUUACUCCAAACAGGAACGGGAAGACAUCCGAAGACGAUACCAGGAAGCACAAGAAUGGACCUACACGGCUCCCACCGAAGAAGAGCUUGACAAUGCAAUGCGACUGGCCGAAAUGAUGGAACUUGAAGGCGCCGGAGUUUCGGUGGUGGCAGAUCCUAAAGAGACGGUAGAAACCCUGUUCCCGGAAGCGGCGCCCUCGGUUGAAAUUAGUAGUGUCGUGGGGGACGUUCCCAUACCAAGGGAUAUCCCCGCGGAAGAAAUCAACAACGUAAACGAUUUGGAUCGAAGCACUGCCGAGGUCGCACUCAAAGCAAGUCUGGUUCCGGUUCCGACGGAAGGCGUUACCAAGAAGGUUCUAGAGGCUGGUCUUCAAGAAAUGACAACGGCCAAAAUUGAACCGACGCCGCAAAAGUUGGAUCCCAUGUACGAAAUCGAUUUGAAGCUUGGUCAACCUCGGCGAAAAAACUACAUCCAACUGCAAGGUUCCUCGUAUCCGUCGUGGUUUCCCGGGUUUUAUAGUAUUUUCCCGGGUGCUCCGGGGCUGAUCAAAGCCAUGAAAUCGCCCAGCGCAACACUGCUGACCGCGUUUCGGCAGAUGCAUUCUUCGGCAAACAUUUGAGGUGUGCUAAAUUGUAAAUUGAUGUAAUAUAUUUGAAUU
This is a messenger RNA of Aedes albopictus (Asian tiger mosquito), 2567 nucleotides long. Its product is annotated as titin. The record is from RefSeq and is a predicted model, not a curated record. Lineage: Eukaryota; Metazoa; Arthropoda; Insecta; Diptera; Culicidae. The transcript has 2 exons. The coding region runs from base 120 to 2528 and encodes 802 amino acids.